This is a messenger RNA of Mangifera indica (mango), 735 nucleotides long. RefSeq lists its product as uncharacterized. The coding region runs from base 1 to 735 and encodes 244 amino acids. The transcript has a single exon. The record is from RefSeq and is a predicted model, not a curated record. Lineage: Eukaryota; Viridiplantae; Streptophyta; Magnoliopsida; Sapindales; Anacardiaceae.
AUGGAAGAGAUUCACCCCAGCCACCCGGAGCAUGAACUCGAGCUCAAAAGCUUUGAAAAACCCUACACGUGUGAUGGCUGCAAGCAGCGAGGCUUUGGCUCACGAUACAGAUGCGAUCUCUGCAACUUUAACCUUCAUAAAGAAUGUAGGUUCCCAAGCCCUACUGCUCAUCACCACUUCUUAGAGAAUUCAGCCUUCAAAUUACUAUAUCAACCUCCAGUUAAGAAAUGCAACUGUGGAAAUGAUUGUCCUAGAUGCUGUGACGCCUGUGGACAACCUGUGAAUGGUUUUGUCUAUCACGAUGAAAAGAACAACUGGGAUUUGCAUCCCUGUUGCCAAAACUUGCCCUGCGAGGUAUUAUUUGAUGGUGUUCGGUUUGAGCUUUCUGAAAAGGUGUCGUCAAAGUGCUAUUUCUGCGGCAAGACAAAGCCUGAAGGCACUGCAUCCGAAAUUGAGGGGUGGUCUUAUGUAUCAAAGUGCAAGAAAUUUAACAUUCAUGUGAAUUGUUUCACAGAAAUGAUUCUGGAGGGAUACGAGAAUAGGGCUUACCAGGAUGAUUAUAGUUUGGCUCUUCAGAAAUUAGAGCUUCCUCUUCAACGUCAGAAUAGAAAUCGAAGAAAUGGCAACAAAUUUAUCAGGAUAGUGAAGAUGUUCUUCAAAACCAUUGCAGCUAUUCUUCUUGGCGAUCCAACCAUAAGCCUUACUUGUCUCCUGGUGGAGUUCCUCGCAAAAUGA